Molecule: messenger RNA, 3799 nt
Organism: Durio zibethinus
Lineage: Eukaryota; Viridiplantae; Streptophyta; Magnoliopsida; Malvales; Malvaceae
Product: receptor-like protein kinase 7
Biological process (GO): protein phosphorylation
Molecular function (GO): ATP binding; protein binding; protein kinase activity
Source: RefSeq, a predicted model, not a curated record
UUUGCCGACCAUCAUUUUGUCAGAUCAUUACAAAUUCUCCUCGUUUGCCAUUUGUUAAUACCCUUUCGCUGAGGCCCUGAAAGAAAACAAAGAUACAGGUGUAAAAAGAUCAACUGUAGAUGGAAAUGGACUGGCCACUACACGCAAGACAGUGGAUCAUGGCCCCGAUCUGGCGGUCCCCUUAAAAUAUUCGUUGAGCAUGCAUGAAACGUUGACCAAGAACUGAAUAUGAGGAUUAUUAUUUUUAAUCCUGAGAUUAAACCCAGUUUUCUCCUACCAAAACUGGUGAAAAUCUCGCAAAAUGUUGAAAACAAAAAGGAACACUGGCAGUAGAUAUAACAAUUUUGCGUGUUCUACAUGUGAACUGAGCUCAAAUUUUCGAACACCUAAAGCCGCCCUCGUGUUAUAUGCAAUAGUCUAAUGCAUUUCCACACCUCUCUUACUCAAAAACUCAACCUGCAGCCUCAAUUAGCCUUCACUGCUGCCAUGUCUGUCCGGCGAUGGCCUCCUCCAAUGUUUCUCCUUUUUCUUUUAUUCAUCCUGAUUUCUUGUGCAGAGUCUGACGAGCUGCAGAUAUUGCUAAACUUCAAGUCCGCUCUAGAAGGGUCAAAUACUAAUAUUUUCAGUUCAUGGACACAGGGAAAAUCUGCAUGUAACUUCAGCGGAGUUGUUUGCAAUUCGAAUGGAUUCGUCACGGAAAUCAAUCUUCCUCAACAGCAGUUGGUUGGUUAUCUUCCUUUUGAUUCCAUCUGCGAGCUACAAUCAUUGGAGAAGAUUGAUCUUGGAAACAAUUCUUUGCAUGGCAAGAUUACUGAUGACCUGAAGAAAUGUUCACGCCUGCAGUUCCUGGAUUUGGGACAGAAUGCUUUUUCUGGAGAAGUGCCAGACUUGUCUUCUUUAAGUGGAUUGAAGUUCUUGAAUUUGAACGGUAGCGGAUUUUCCGGACUUUUUCCAUGGAAAUCACUGGAAAAUCUCACAAAAUUGAAUUUCUUAAGCCUUGGUGACAAUCCCUUUGCUUCAAGUCCAUUUCCUCUGGAGGUCCUAAACCUUGAGAAGUUGUAUUGGCUUUAUCUCACAAAUUGCAGCAUCACAGGACAGAUUCCUGAGGGAAUUCAGAACCUCACUCAGCUACAAAAUCUUGAACUCUCUGAUAACAGAUUGUCAGGUCCAAUCCCAGCAGGAAUAGUCAAACUCAACCAACUUUGGCAGCUCGAGCUUUACAAUAAUUCAUUGUCAGGAAAAUUUCCUGUUGGAUUUGGAAAUCUGACAAGUCUUGUGAACUUUGAUGCGUCAAUGAAUACGCUUGAAGGGGACCUAUCAGAGUUGCGAUCCUUGAAAAAUCUUGUUUCUUUGCAGCUUCUUGAAAACCAUUUCUCAGGUGAGAUUCCUGAGGAGUUUGGUGAAUUCAAGAACCUUGAAGAAUUAUCACUUUACAGGAACAAGCUUACCGGUCAGCUUCCCCCCAAAAUUGGCUCGUGGUCAGAUCUCGUUUUCAUAGAUGUUUCGGAGAAUUUUUUGACAGGUCCAAUACCACCAAACAUGUGCAAGAAUGGCAAAAUGGUUAAACUUCUUCUGCUACAGAACAACUUCACUGGCACUCUCCCAGAAAGCUACGGAAACUGCAAGUCCCUGGUUCGUUUACGAGUAAAUAACAAUUUGCUCUCUGGUACUGUCCCUGCUGGUAUCUGGAGUUUGCCAAACCUCUCCAUAAUUGAUCUUAGCAAGAAUCAAUUUGAAGGACCAGUGACAGGUGAUAUUGGUAAUGCUAAGUCUCUUGCACAACUAUUCUUGGCCAAUAAUCAAUUUUCAGGUGAACUGCCCACUUCAAUCUCUCAAGCUUCUUCUUUAGUCUCAAUUCAGCUUACUUCAAAUAAAUUUUCUGGCCAAAUUCCGGCAACCAUUGGAGAAUUAAAAAGCCUAGGCAGCCUUUAUUUGGAUGGUAAUAUGUUUUCAGGUACUAUACCGGAUUCAUUAGGCUUUUGUGUUUCUCUGAAUGAUGUAAACCUUGCUGGUAACUCACUUUCUGGGGAAAUCCCUGAUAGUAUUGGAUAUUUACGUAGCCUGAACUCCUUGAAUUUAUCUGAAAACAAACUCUCCGGUGAAAUUCCAGCAACUUUGUCAUCUUUAAGAUUAAGCCUUCUAGACUUGUCCAACAACCGGUUGGUUGGUCCCAUACCCAAAUAUUUAUCUAUUCAGGUAUUCAAAGAUAGUUUUAAGGGGAAUCCGGACCUAUGUAGCUCAAAUCUUGAGGACUUUCAGCCAUGUUCAUCAAAUCCUGGUACAUCUAGUCAUCUUCGAACAUUUUUAUCCUGCUUCCUAGCUGGAACAUUAGCCCUGCUUUUAUCACUAGGAUGUUACCUGUUUGUGAGGGUAAGACAGAGUAAUCUUGACCAUUCAUUGAAGCGGGAUUCGUGGGACAUGAAAUCAUAUCACAUGCUAAGUUUCACUGAAAAGGAUAUCAUCGAUGCCAUCAAAUCAGAGAAUUUGAUAGGUAGAGGGCGAUCUGGAAAUGUCUAUAAAGUUGAAUUGGAAGAUGGCAAAGAACUGGCUGUGAAGCAUAUUUGGACCUCAGAUUCUGGCAACUGUAAGAGCUACCAGAGCAGUGCAGCUAUGUUAACAAAAAGGAACUUCCGGUCACUAGAAUAUGACGCUGAGGUGGCUGCAUUGAGUGCCAUUAGGCAUGUGAAUGUAGUGAAGCUUUACUGUAGCAUCACAAGUGAGGAUUGCAAUCUGCUGGUUUAUGAGUACCUACCUAAUGGGAGCUUGUGGGACAGGCUGCACUCAUGUCACAAGAUGGAGAUGAAUUGGGAGGUGAGAUAUACCAUUGCAUUAGGGGCUGCCAGAGGCUUAGAGCAUUUGCAUCAUGGAUGUGAGAGACCUGUUAUACACCGCGAUGUGAAGUCAAGCAAUAUUUUGUUAGAUGAAGAGUGGAAGCCAAGGAUUGCUGAUUUUGGACUUGCAAAGAUUAUGCAGAAUGGUGGCGGAGGGGAUUGGACUCAUGCUAUAGCUGGAACUCAUGGCUACAUGGCUCCUGAGUACGCAUACACCUGCAAGAUAAAUGAGAAGAGUGAUGUUUACAGCUUCGGAGUUGUCUUGAUGGAGUUGAUCACAGGAAAAAGGCCAGUAGAGCCAGAAUUUGGAGAGAACAAGGACAUAGUGUUCUGGAUCUAUAGUAACGUGAAGAACAAAGAAAAUUUGGUUGAGGUGGUGGACUUGAACAUCUCAGAGGCAUUAAAGCAAGAUGCCAUCAAGGUGUUGCGAAUUGCAGUUCAAUGCACAGCAAAGAUUCCAGCUCUCAGACCUAAUAUGAGAACGGUGGUUCAAAUGCUGGAGGAGGCUGAACCUUGUACGCUUACUGAUAUUAUUGUUCAUAAAAAAGGUGAAAGUAGCCCAACUGGGGAAUGGAAGAACAGAGGCAAGUUAAUCUAAGCCAUUGACUUCAUCAUCCAGUAAUGAUCAAAGACUGAUCUUCCAUGGAGUUUAAUAAAAGGAAGGAAUUUGAAACACUAAGCAAGCACUAAGAACCAGGAAGAUUUUUUUUUCUUAGCUCAUAAAAGAGAGCAAAGUUACUUUCAACUGUAGCUGCAGCAGAUCUCUAGCUAGCAAUAGCAGAUGAUAAAUAUAAUUAUGCAGGUGUCGUUUCUUCCUUUGUAUUAUAGUUGCACCAGUUUUCUUUCUGUUCAGCGGCAGAUGUAAAAAACAAUUGCUAUCCUCUGGGACUAAAUGCUAUUAGUGAUAAUUUUAGUCUGGAUUCCCCAGGCCUAAUGCCUAAGAAUCUCCUAAUUUUCUAUUUUUAAAA